AUGUUUACUACAGUAGAAGCUGAAGCCACAGUGGGAGGUAUUGUCAAUGAUGGUACUUUAAACACAGCUCAAGUUCAAACCUUCAAGAAAGGCUUUUGUUCAGUCCGACAUGGGCUGGCCCUUAUUGUGCAUCUCUGUAAUUUUUCGAUUUCCACCCAACAAAUGAACAUGAGCAUUGCCUUGCCAGCUAUGGUGAACAACACAGCUCCACCCAGCCCACCCAGUAUCUCCACAGAGAGGCCGCCCACUGACUUCCAGGACAACUGGAAUGAAACUCUGAAUGAAUUUAAGGCAGUGCAAAAUGCCUGCUGUGGCAUUGGCUGCAUCUGUUCUUUUCUCUGGUUUGCUCUCAUUUAUGAUGACCCCGUGAAUCAUCCGUUUAUCAGCACUAGCGAGAAGGAAUACAUCAUCUGUUCACUGGCUCAAGAGGAUUCUCCACCAGGAUGGUCUCUUCCCAUUAAGGCUAUAAUCAAAUCCCUACUGCUUUGGAGCAUUCUCGUCUUUUAUUUCAGUGACUACUGGCAUUAUUUUGUCAUCAGGUCAUACCUACCAACAUACAUUAGCUCUGUACUUCAAGCUAACAUCAGAGAUAGUGGGAUGCUGUCAGCCCUGCCGUUUGUUUCUGCCGGUAUCUGCAUUGUCCCUGGAGGUCUACUGGCAGAUUUUCUCCUCUCCAGAAAAAUCCUCAGUCUCAAUACCAUCAGGAAAGUCUUCACUGCCAUAGGGGUUCUCCUCCUAUGUGCGUUCUUCGUGUCCCUUUUCUGGGUCAGAUCCAGCUUCAGCGCCACCAUGGCCUUCUUGAUACUGUCUUCUGCCACCAAAAGCCUCAGCCAAUCAGGAGCCCUUGUCAACUUCAUGGAUAUUGCUCCUCGAAUGCAGCAGUUACACAGGGCUGGAUCACUGAAAGGACUCGUAAACUUCAGAGGGCGUGCUCAUGUACAGUGCCUUACUCAGGGGACUUCACAAAUCUUUUCUUACAUAGCGGGAGCCAUCUCUCCCACAGUUGCCGGACUUUUUAUCAGUCAGGACUCAGAGUUCGGUUGGAGGAAUGUCUUCUUGCUUUCAGCUGCUGUGAACAUAGCAGGCCUGUUUUUCUACCUCAUCUUCGGCCAAGCAGAGGUGCAGGACUGGGCUAAAGGUAGAUGUGCACCUGCUUCUGAGCAAACCGAGUGA
This is a messenger RNA of Balaenoptera ricei (Rice's whale), 1173 nucleotides long. RefSeq names its product solute carrier family 17 member 4 (gene SLC17A4). The transcript has 10 exons. The record is from RefSeq and is a predicted model, not a curated record. The coding region runs from base 1 to 1173 and encodes 390 amino acids. Gene Ontology annotation, biological process: monoatomic anion transport; transmembrane transport. Gene Ontology annotation, molecular function: transmembrane transporter activity. Lineage: Eukaryota; Metazoa; Chordata; Mammalia; Artiodactyla; Balaenopteridae.